Molecule: messenger RNA, 4449 nt
Organism: Spodoptera frugiperda (fall armyworm)
Lineage: Eukaryota; Metazoa; Arthropoda; Insecta; Lepidoptera; Noctuidae
Product: lutropin-choriogonadotropic hormone receptor
Biological process (GO): G protein-coupled receptor signaling pathway
Cellular component (GO): membrane
Molecular function (GO): protein-hormone receptor activity; G protein-coupled receptor activity; protein binding
Source: RefSeq, a predicted model, not a curated record
CGCGCGGCGGCGGAGUGCGGGGCGCCGUCCCUCCUUACGUCACUCCGACACUCCGGCAGUACGCCGCGCGCCCUCGCAGCGAGACCACGCGCCGACUCUCCGCGGCGACACACGACGUGUACGACUCCGGUUCCGAUCGUGAUCAGUGGCCAGCUUCGAACGAGCUUAUUAGGCAAACAUAGCGGACGCAGUGCGUAGUGUGUGUGCGUGCAGUGCAGUGCAGUGGCGCAGCAUGAGUGCAGCGCGGUGACGCGGUGAGGGGAUGGCGCGCGCGCGGCUGCUGGCGUGCGCGGCGGCGGCGGCGCUGGUGUGGGUGGCGGGCGGCGCGUGCCCGGCGCGCGCGCCCGCGGGCUGCGCGUGCGGCGAGGGCGGCGCGCGCCUCGACUGCCGCUCCGCCGCGCUGCGCCGCCUGCCGCCGCUGCACGAGAACCUGCUCUCACUGGACGUGUCCAACAACAACAUCAGCACGCUGCCGCGCGACGCGCUGCAGCCGGCGGCGGGGCUGCGCGAGCUGAACCUGUCGUCCAACCGGCUGGAGUCGGUGUCGGCGGGCGCGCUGGGGGGCGCGGCGCUGGCGCGGCUGUGGCUGGACCGCUGCGCGCUGCGCCGCCUGCCCGCGCACGCGCUGCGCGACCUGCACCACCUGCACUUCCUGUCGGCGGAGGACAACUACAUCGCGGAGCUGGAGGCGGGCGCGCUGUGGGGCUGCAGUAAAAGUCUGACGCUCCCUGCCGUUCGCGCAACCUGCUGCGCGCGCUGCCCACGCACGCGUCAUGGCGCCGAUUUCGCCAUCCUGCAGAAAAAAGACUUUCUAGAUGAGGCCGGCAUUUCGCUGCGGCUGGCGCGCAACCUGCUGCGCGCGCUGCCCACGCACGCGCUGGCGCCGCUGCGCCACCUGCAGACGCUGAACCUGGCCGGCAACCUGAUCACCGAGCUGAGCGACACGGCGCUGUUCAGAUGGCAGCACGCAUGUUGCGACGAUCUGUUUGUGCGCAGGGUGCUGAAGCGGAACCGCAUCGCGUACAUCGAGGAGCACGCCUUCAGCAACACGCCGGCGCUGCGAGUGCUGCGGCUGGAGGAGAACUUGCUGUCGGAGGUGCCGGCGGCGCUGCGGCUGCUGCCGCUGCUGGAGGACCUGUCGCUGGCCAGCAACCGCGUGGAGGAGGUGGCGCCGGGCGUGCUGCAGGCGUGCCGGCGCCUGGCGCGGCUGGACCUGCGCGCCAACCCGCUGCCGCGCCUGCACGCGCGCGCGCUCGACCACCUGCCGCACCUCACCACGCUGGUGGUGUCGGAGGCGCGCGCGCUGCAGGCGCUGCCGGCGCUGAACGGGACGUCGCGCCUGCGCACGCUGCGCCUCGACCGCGCGCGCCUCACCGAGCUGCCCGCCGCGCUGUGCACGCAUGCGCCGCAGCUGCGCUCGCUGGACCUGAAGCUGAACAUGCUGCGGCGCGUGCCCGACCUACACGGCUGCGGCGAGCUGCGCGUGCUGGACCUGUCGGGCAACGAGAUCGCGGCGCUGGACGGCGGGUCGCUGCGCGGGCUGCGGCGCCUGCACGACCUGCUGCUGGCGCGCAACCGCCUGCGCCGCGUGCCCGCCGACGCCUUCACGCACACGCCCGACCUGCAAGUGCUCAACCUGGAGGACAACAUGAUCGAGCACAUCGACAUGGAGGCCUUCGUGCCCGUCUCCAAGCUCGAGGACCUGAAUGUGGGCAACAACCAGUUCGCGUGGCUGCCGGGCAGCGGCCUGCAGCGCCUGCUGCAUCUGAAGGCACACAACAACCCCAACCUGCGCCGCUUCCACCCGCCCGACGUACUGCCGCGGAUCCAGACGCUGGUGCUGUCGUACGCGUACCACUGCUGCGAGUUCAUGCCGCUGAUGGAGGAGGCGGAGUCCGAGCCGGCGGCGGAGUCCCCGUCCGACCUGGUCAUCCUGCCGCCGCAGCACAUCGACCCGGCGGCCUGGGCCAACGCCACCGACAUCUGGGCGCACUACCUGAACGUGUCGGAGCUGGGCGGCGCCGGGCUGCAGGCGGCGCUGGACGGCUGGGCGGGCGCCGGCGCCGUGGAGCUGGGCGAGCGCGAGCUGCCGCGCCGCGUGCACUGCCUGCCGCUGCCAGGUCCCUUCCUGCCGUGCGUGGACUUGUUCGACUGGUGGACGCUGCGUUGCGGCGUGUGGGCCGUGUUCCUGCUGGCCCUGCUCGGCAACGGCACCGUGGUGUUCGUCCUCGUCUGCAGCCGCAGUCGGAUCGACGUACCUCGGUUCCUGGUCACCAACCUCGCCGCCGCUGACUUCUUCAUGGGCAUCUACCUGGGGUUCCUGGCUGUGGUAGACGCGGGCACGCUGGGCGAGUUCCGCGCACACGCCAUCGCCUGGCAGAUGUCGGGCGGCUGCAAGCUGGCCGGCUUCCUGGGCGUGCUGUCGUCCGAGCUGUCGGUGUUCACGCUGGCCGUCAUCACGCUGGAGCGCAACUACGCCAUCACGCACGCCAUGCACCUCAACAAGCGCCUGUCCCUGCGCCACGCCGCGGUCGUCAUGGCGGCCGGCUGGGCCUUCUCGCUCACCGCCGCCACCCUGCCGCUGCUGGGCGUGUCCGACUACCGCAAGUUUGCGGUGUGCUUGCCUUUCGAGACGUCCACCCCCGUGGCACUAGGCUACGUGGUGACGCUGCUCGUGAUCAAUGGCGUGGCCUUCCUGGUGCUGCUGGGCUGCUAUCUCAAGAUGUACUGCGCCAUCCGCGGCUCUCAAGCCUGGAACUCCAACGACUCCAGAAUUGCCAAGCGCAUGGCGUUACUCGUCUUCACAGACUUCCUGUGCUGGUCGCCCAUUGCCUUCUUCGCGCUCACGGCAGCUUUCGGCGCGCAGCUCGUGUCUCUGGAGGAAGCCAAGGUGUUCACGGUGUUCGUGCUACCGCUCAACUCCUGCUGCAACCCAUUCUUGUACGCCAUACUCACCAAGCAGUUCAAGAAAGACUGCGCGCUCGUGUGCAAAGCCAUCGAGGAAUCUCGCGUGACGCGCGGCAUCGGGCGCUGCCGGCACUCGUCCAACUUCAGCAACCGCCAGACCCCGGCCAACACCAACAGCCUGGCCGAGCGCUCGUCGCGCGGCCAGCACGGCGCCACGUGCGCCUGCCGCCGGCUGCUGCCGGGCGCCGAGCGCGCGCGCCCCGCGGCCCGCCAGCGCCUGCUGGGCUGGCUGCGCGCCUGCGGCCGCCGCGCCGCGCCCGCGCCCGCCCCCGCGCCGCGCCCCGCCACCGCGCCCGCCCGCGCCGGCUCGGUGUCGUCGUCCGUGGAGUUCUCGUCGUCGCGCUCGGACUCGUGGCGCGCCUACGGCCGGCCGCCGCCGCCGCCGCGCCGCGCCGCGUCCUGGCUGGUGGCGCGCAAGACCUCGCAGGACUCCAACCUGUCGUCGUCGCGGAACGACUCGUCGGGCUCCAACGCGACGGCGUCCACGGGCACGUGGCGCACGUCCCGGUCGGGCGGCAGCGCGGCGGCCGGGCCGGCGGCGCCGCGGCCGCGCCUGACGCGCCAGCCCGCCGUGUCGGGCGACGAGCCGCCGAGCUCCCCGCCGGCGCUGGCGCCGCGCCUGCUGCAUACGAUUCCGUCGGCGGCGGAGACCGAGCUGCAGCCGGACGAGGAGACGCGCUCCUCACAAGACUGACUCCGCACCGUCCACUCUGGCCCUCUCCCCACUCAGGCUCUAGCUUUAUUGAACGGAUCACAUUUAUGAUUAAUAUAUUGUACAGUAUUAGGAAGUCGCCGGGAGCGACCUCCGCGUAAGUAAGAGUAAGUCGUAUAGGUGUCGAGGCUGACAAAUAAAGUAUUAUGACAAAUUAAUUAUUUAUUUAGAAAAAUAUUGACAUAAGAAUAUUUACGAGUCGAUUAUAUUGCUACAAUUAUAUUUACAGUUGAAUGUAUACCGCCGUACCGUGUACGGCCCCUAGAUUAGUGACAAGUUGUACAUAGAGACGUUGCCGCCCGAGUUAGACUAAGCAGUGCCCCUACGAUAAUAAAUUAUUAUGAAUAAUAUUAGUUUUUGUAUGUUGUUACUCGUUAGUUACCGUGGCGAGGUCCACGACGAGGUGCCAACUACUGCAGUAAGAUAUUGUUAUAUUGUUACAGCGACACGCAUGCGCAGCGGACGCGCAUUAUGUCACUUGCCUACGUAAACGAAAUCAAUUUAGAACAAUACGGAAACUGUUUAUGACUGUUUACAAUUAAGUUAAUGUAAUAUAAAUAAGCCUGAUAUAACGAGGACAAUUUAGUAGGGAAAAUUGUUGAUACUUUUUAUAAAUAAUAUACAUAAUUUAGGAUAGGUGAACGUGGUGUACAGUUGUACAGAUACAGAGCUAGUGUAGCCACAUAGAACUUGUAUUUAUUGAGUCCCGCGAGGCGGGCCACAGCUAUUUAUUAUAUUGUACAUUGAUAAUACAACACUUGAAUACAGUC